Messenger RNA from Colletotrichum karsti, 1959 nucleotides. RefSeq names its product calponin. The record is from RefSeq and is a predicted model, not a curated record. Gene Ontology annotation, molecular function: protein binding. The transcript has 2 exons. The coding region runs from base 1 to 1959 and encodes 652 amino acids. Lineage: Eukaryota; Fungi; Ascomycota; Sordariomycetes; Glomerellales; Glomerellaceae.
AUGGCUUCGGUAACGUCGUUAGACAAGGACCUGCGCAAGUUGCGCCUCGAGAGGUACACGCCUGCCGCCGCGAAGGAGGUUAGCACGUGGAUCGAGAGCGUCCUCGGCGAGAGGCUUCCCGCUGGAGACCUGCUCGAGAGCCUCAAAGAUGGAGUUGCGCUCUGCAAACUUAUCAACCUGGCGGUGCCACCACCCGGCGUCAAGUUCAAGAAGUCGGCCAUGCCGUUUGUCCAGAUGGAGAACAUCUCGCACUUCCUGCGCGCCUGCAAGCAGCCGCCCUUGAACCUCCAAGAACACGACGUCUUCCUCACCGUCGACUUAUACGAACAAAAGGACCCCGCCCAAGUGCUGCAGUGCCUCGGCGCCUUCAGUCGCGCCGCCCACGCCGCGAACCCGGCCAAAUUCCCGAGCCCGAUCGGUGGCAAGACCCGGGGUGUCAUGAGUCCUCAGGGCACCGGCCGCGGCACUCCUUCGCCGACACGAUCUCGCGGAUUCUCCAAUACUUCUGGUGGCUUCGGCUCGCCUCGGCCUAACCUCGCCAGUGCCAAGACUGGCGAUUCGGGCUCCGGCAGGUGGAGUCCGACGAAGCCUACCUCUCCGACUACUAGCUGGAGCAAGAAGGAGCACGAGGGAGCCACUUCUCCGGCGUGGAACAUUGCCCAGUACGGCUACAUGGGCGGUGCCAGUCAGGGCAAUCUCGGUAUCUCGUUUGGCAGUCGGAGACAGAUCACUAGUGCGGGACCCAACGUCCCAAGCCUGGCCGAGAAGGAGAAGAGACGGAAGGAAAAGGAGGCCGAAGAAGAGCUUCAACGUCAACAGAUGGAGGACCUCAGACGCCAAAAGCUGGAAGCAGAAGAGCGUGAAGCCCGCGAAGAGGAGGAAAGACAUAUUCAACGUCUCGUGGAAGAGAAGCAACGCCGCGCAGACGAAGAAAAGCGCCGUGUAGAUGAGGAGAGAAGGCAGUGGGAGGAAGAAGAGCGUAUGUGGAAGCUCACGGAGGAGAAGCGGCGCAAGGAGGAGCAGGAGGCCGAGGCGCGUCUUGUCGAUGAGCGGAGCCGCACUAGAAGUCGCAGUGACGCCCGCCUUCGUGGACAAUUCCUCAGUCAGUACCAGGCGGAGCAGAAGGUCCAGCCGCAAAAGACCGGAGCCGACCGAAUCGCCGAGCUGGAGGCAGAGCUUGAGAAGGCCAGAGAACGAGAAAGACAGUACGAGCGCGAACGCCAGGAACGAACGGGCCGAACGUUGACCAUCACCAACGAUCCCAAGGCUCGGCUGAGGUCUAAGAGCCGGCCGUCCGACGGAACACCCAGCCGCCAGGAUUCCUGGUCCAAGGGUGAGCGUGAGGUACUUCAGACCGCGUGGGCCCAACACCAAGACGCGCAAGAGGACGAGCCGCCGGCCCCACCCCCGAGAUCCCCGAGACCCCUGCCGGACCCGAGGGCCGUCGCUUCCCCGCCGCCGCAAAAGGUCGUGACCCACACUACGGGCGGACGACCGCUUCCGGACCCCGCCGCAUACAAGGCGGCUGCCCAGCCCCCGCCAAGCCGGACCGACAGAUUCCUCGCUAACAACGCGGCACCCGCUCAGCCGGCCACCAGGCAGACCUACUCCCGCGAGCUCGGUGCAACGGCGGAGCAAGACGGCGAGGACCGCCGGCGCGCCCAGAGCCAGAAUAAGACCAAGGCCGGCGGCUGGGCGUCCAAGUCGCUCCUCGAGCGCGAGAUGGAGAUGGAGCGCCAGCGCCAGCGCGAGUGGGAGGAGGCCCAGGAGGAGACCGCCAAGGCCGUGCCCACGGGCAACGGCGUCGACGGCAUCGGUGGCGGUAUCGGCGGUCGCUGGGACGUGAGCCAGUGGGCUGGGUACACUGGCGGCGACAGCCAGAACAAGGGUAGCCAGGGUAUCGGAGCUGGCCGAAGACAGAUUGUCGGACCCAGGCCGCUGCCUAAUACGCCGCGGUGA